Molecule: messenger RNA, 1568 nt
Organism: Tympanuchus pallidicinctus (lesser prairie-chicken)
Lineage: Eukaryota; Metazoa; Chordata; Aves; Galliformes; Phasianidae
Exons: 17
Coding region: 29-931 (300 amino acids)
Source: RefSeq, a predicted model, not a curated record
GGUUGUGUUGGAAGGGUCCUUAAAGGUCAUGGAACCAGAGCAUUCUAAAUGGGUUGUGUUGGAAGGGUCCUUAAAGGUCAUGGAACCAGAGUAUUCUAAAUGCGUUGGGUUGGAAGGGUCCUUGAAGGUCAUGGAACCAGAGAAUUCUAAAUGGGUUGGGUUGGAAGGGUCCUUAAAGGUCAUGGAACCCGAGAAUUCUAAAUGGGUUGUGUUGGAAGGGUCCUUGAAGGUCAUGGAACCAGAGAAUUCUAAAUGGGUUGGGUUGGAAGGGUCCUUGAAGGUCAUGGAACCAGAGAAUUCUAAAUGGGUUGGGUUGGAAGGGUCCUUAAAUGUCAUGGAACCAGAGAAUUCUAAAUGGGUUGGGUUGGAAGGGUCCUUAAAGGUCAUGGAACCAGAGAAUUCUAAAUGGGUUGGGUUGGAAGGGUCCUUAAAGGUCAUGGAACCAGGGAAUUCUAAAUGGGUUGUGUUGGAAGGGUCCUUCAAGGUCAUGGAACCAGAGAAUUCUAAAUGGGUUGGGUUGGAAUGGUCCUUAAAGGUCAUGGAACCAGAGAAUUCUAAAUGGGUUGGGUUGGAAGGGUCCUUGAAGGUCAUGGAACCAGAGAAUUCUAAAUGGCUUGGGUUGGAAGGGUCCUUCAAGGUCAUGGAACCAGAGAAUUCUAAAUGGGUUGGGUUGGAAGGGUCCUUAAAGGUCAUGGAACCAGAGCAUUCUAAAUGGGUUGUGUUGGAAGGGUCCUUGAAGGUCAUGGAACCAGAGAAUUCUAAAUGGCUUGGGUUGGAAGGGUCCUUAAAGGUCAUGGAACCAGAGAAUUCUAAAUGGGUUGGGUUGGAAGGGUCCUUAAAGGUCAUGGAACCAGAGAAUUCUAAAUGGGUUGGGUUGGAAGGGUUCUUAAAGGUCAUGGAAGCAGAGAAUUCUAAAUGGGUUGGGUUGUAAGGGUCCUUAAAGGUCAUGGAACCAGAGAUUUCUAGAAUGGGUUGGGUUGGAAGGGUCCUUAAAGGUCAUGGAACCAGAGAAUUCUAGAAUGGCUUGGGUUGGAAGGGUCCUUGGAGGUCAUGGAACCAGAGAAUUCUAAAUGGGUUGGGUUGGAAGGGUUCUUAAAGGUCAUGGAACCAGAGAAUUCUAAAUGGGUUGGGUUGGAAGAAUCCUCAGAAGUCAUGGAACCAGAGAAUUCUAAAUGGGUUGGGUUGGAAUGGUCCUUAAUGGUCAUGGAACCAGAGAAUUCUAAAUGGGUUGGGUUGGAAGGGUCCUUCAAGGUCAUGGAACCAGAGAAUUCUAAAUGGGUUGGGUUGGAAGGGUCCUUCAAGGUCAUGGAACCAGAGAAUUCUAGAAUGGCUUGGGUUGGAAGGGUCCUUAAAGUCAUGGAACCGGAGAAUUCUAAAUGGGUUGUGUUAAAAAAGUCCUUAACGGUCAUGGAACCAGAGAAUUCUUAAUGGCUUGGUUUGGAAGGGUCCUUAAUGGUCAUGGAAGCAGAGAAUUCUAGAAUGGGUUGGGCUAGAUGUGUCCUUGAUGGUAAUGGAACCAGAGAAUUCUAAAUGGUUUGGGUUGGAUGUGUCCUCAAUGGUCAUGGAAC